Messenger RNA from Sarcophilus harrisii (Tasmanian devil), 471 nucleotides. Its product is annotated as T-box transcription factor TBX21-like. The transcript has 4 exons. Gene Ontology annotation, biological process: positive regulation of DNA-templated transcription; cell fate specification; regulation of transcription by RNA polymerase II. Gene Ontology annotation, molecular function: RNA polymerase II cis-regulatory region sequence-specific DNA binding; DNA-binding transcription factor activity, RNA polymerase II-specific. Gene Ontology annotation, cellular component: nucleus. NCBI's taxonomy places the organism in Eukaryota, Metazoa, Chordata, Mammalia, Dasyuromorphia, Dasyuridae. Bases 1 to 471 code for a protein of 156 amino acids. The record is from RefSeq and is a predicted model, not a curated record.
AUGGGGGUGCUGACUCGACGGCGAGCGGACCUCAACCAUCUUCAGAGCUCCCCAGAUACCUCCGACGACGCCAGCCACACUUGCACCUCAGGAACACUGAGAGUGGUCCUCGACAACCAUUCCCUGUGGCUCCAGUUUUACCGAGAGCAGACGGAAAUGAUUAUUAACAAGCCGGGCAGGCGAAUGUUCCCUUUACUGGUUUACAGAAUUCAUGGGAUGAAUCCCGUUGCUCGUUACCGGGUAUUUCUGGAAAUAUUGCCGGUUGAUCCACACCACUGGAGUUUUCAGAAUGGCAAGUGGUCUCAGUGUGAAAAAACAGAGAAGAACAUGCUAGGGAAUCAUCUGUAUAUCCACCCAGACUCCCCCAACACUGGGGCUCAUUGGAUGAAGAAAGAGAUCAAAUUUAACCACCUCAAAGUGACUAACAGCAAAGAAACUAUCAAUAAAGGGAAAAAGGACUUUGUGUCCUGA